AUGACGACCAGUACCAUUCAUCCACAGUCCAUUGCGACAGAGUUUUGUCGAUGUGACGUAACUCUGCCGGGGUCCAGUAUUUCUCAAGAAUCAAUACGUAGCCUUCGGGAGGUAGAAAUGGAGAAGGACAGCGGCUGUUCUUCGUACAGAAGAAUCGCAAGGCACUGGAAAAUGAUUAUAAUCAUUUUGAUACCUGUAUUAUCGCUGAUGUCUCUCGCAACAAACAGUCUUCUGAAAGCAGCAAAGGUCAAGAAAGCUUCAGAGAAUUCAAUUCACAAGGUAAAAGCUGCACAUUUGUAUGCAAAUUUGAUCCAAAUGCUACAGAGAGAAAGAGGAAUAUCCUCCACAUAUUUGAGCACCUCUGGUGACAGAUAUUUAUUGUUGGAUACCAUGCUGACAGCAAGGAAGAACACAGACCUAGCCUUUGCCAGAAUACCUCCAAAUCAUCUUGCCAUUAACUUGUAUGGGAUAUCACAUACAAUUGUAAAAGUUCAAGAAAGUAUUCAUUUAUCAAGGGAGAAGAUUGAGAAUGGGUCUGUUUCGGUUCAGGAUCAUUUAACUUUCUACACGAAGAUUAACAAUGGGUUGUUGAGCAUUAUGUUUAAUGACGUUCGCAUUCCAGGGGAGUGGAACUGCGUUCUGGACAUUGUAGCAUUUACAGCUCUUAUAAGAUGGACAGAUGUAAUUGGACUUUUGAGUGCUAGAAUAGCAUUCCAAUAUGCAACUUGUGAAUUUUCUUCAGAGGCAUUACAGAAUCAUUUGUUCUUGACUGGGGAAGCAAGGGGUUAUAAAAAUAUAUUCACACAGUACAAUCCUGGAAUGAGAACUGCAUUUUCAUUAGAAAAUCAGAACACGGAAAGGUAUUUGGAGGAAGUGAUAAAUUCGGCUUGGUCUGAAUCAUUUCUGAACUCUUGUAAAACAAAAGCGAAAGAAGAUCGUUUAUCUUUGGGAUUAACAUAUUUUCAAAACAUGACAAAAUUAAUCGAUUAUGCUUUUGAGAUCCAGCAACUCAAGUCCAAAGAUUUAACAGGCAAGAUGUUAGAAAUACGAAAAGAUGCCGAAUUCCAGUUUAACAUAUACCUCACUGUUGAGGCCAUCAUAACUACUGUAAGCAUCAUUUUAACAAUAUGGUAUAUAUUGUGCAACGAGAACGUGACAUUUAAAAUAGCAAAUAAUGCUGUUAUCAUAAAAUCCAAGGCCAAAGAGUUAGACGCAGAAAAAAAAGUUACAGAAAGACUGCAAUACCAAAUGUUAUCUAAGAAAAUUGCCACAGGGUUAAAAGAGGCACGAACUAUUACUACCGAAAGCUUUGAAAAUGUGACCAUUUUCAUCAGUGACAUCAUGAAUUUUACAGAACUUGAAACAAGAAGUACAGCAAGACAGAUCAUCGAUCUACUUAAUGAUUUAUAUGGGUUAUUUGAUAGCGAAGCAGAGAAGUACGAUGUCCACAAAAUAGAAACAUUUGGAGACUCUUACAUGCUAGCUAGUGGAGUGCCAGAUAGAAAUGGCAGUGCACAUGCUCUCCAUAUUUGCAAUUUGGCCCUUGAUCUGCAUGACAUCAUGAAAAGAUACCACGUUCCUUUUCAAACAUUUGAAAGAAAUGAAUUCUUUAAAAUCCGGAUUGGAAUUCAUUCAGGACCUUGUGUAGCUGGAGUUCUUGGAUUGAAAAUACCUAGAUAUUGUUUAUUUGGGGAAACAGUAAACAUUGCAAAAAGAUUAAAAUCUACCGGGAGAGGAGGGAAAAUCCAUAUAAGUAGCAAGACAUAUCAAUUGAUAAAAGAAACGGGCCAUUUUACGGCUUUAGAAAGAGGAAAUGUCAUGAUAAAGGGAAAAGGAUCACUGAAGACGUUUUGGCUAGGAUCAUCAGCACAGAAUGCGAAUGCAAAAAUAUGUGAGAGAGAUUGA
Molecule: messenger RNA, 1905 nt
Organism: Saccostrea echinata
Lineage: Eukaryota; Metazoa; Mollusca; Bivalvia; Ostreida; Ostreidae
Exons: 5
Coding region: 1-1905 (634 amino acids)
Biological process (GO): intracellular signal transduction; cGMP biosynthetic process; receptor guanylyl cyclase signaling pathway
Molecular function (GO): guanylate cyclase activity; peptide receptor activity
Source: RefSeq, a predicted model, not a curated record